AUGGGUUUUGUAUUUUCGAACUACAGCUGCAAGAUUGUUCAAAUUUUGGUCUAUGGCAUUGUGGCUUUGAAUUGUUUCAGUGCGUUUGUGACUCAUGCUCAACUUCUGCCUCGGGAUGAAGUGCAAACUUUGGAAGCAAUUUCAAAAGCACUUAAAUUGGAGACUAUUUGGAACGUAAGCGACACUUCUUGUAGUCGAAAUGAAGGUUUCAACUUCACCAAGGGUGUUGGAAAUGGGACAGGCUCUAUCAUCAGCAAUGUCACGUGCGACUGUUCUUUCGAAAAGGGUACCCUUUGCCGCAUUAAGACUAUUAUGUUAAAAGGUCUCAAUUUAACUGGAAAUCUGCCUGCCGAAUUUGGAAAUCUAGCUUAUUUGGAAGAACUAAAUCUAGCUCGCAACAACAUAAGUGGGUCGAUCACUCCAAACUUAUCUCGUGCCCCUCUACGAUUCCUAUCGCUUUCCAGAAACAGGCUCAUCGGCAAAAUUCCUAAGGAAAUUGGUGGUAUUUCUACUCUCAGAGUGCUGGUAUUGGCACAAAAUCAACUAGAAGGUCCUCUUCCAAAAGAGCUUGGAAAUUUGAAAAAUCUAGAAAGACUGUUAUUGGAUCAAAAUCAGCUUGAAGGUUCCCUACCAGAAGAGCUUGGGAAUUUGGAAAAUUUGGAAACACUGAAUUUGCUAGGCACAUAUAUGGAGGGCCCUAUUCCAUCUACCUUAUCUUCGUUAUCAAACUUAACUGCAUUGAGGAUAUCUGACUUGACGGGAUCAAAUAUGCCUUUUCCUGAUUUGAAGAAUUUGACUAAAUUAAGAAGAUUGAUAUUGAAGAAUUGCUCACUCAGUGGUUCAAUCCCAGAUUACAUUGGGCAGAAUAUGACCGAUCUAAAUACACUGGAUCUGAGUUUUAAUAAUUUGACUGGUGAAAUUCCAGAAACACUUAAAAUUUUGGGAACUGGAGAACAGAAGCAUGUGGAUCUAUCUUACAACAAUUUUACAGAAAGGCCGCCACUUUCGUCGAUUGACUGCUCAUCUAUGAACUUAAAUCUAAUCUCGAGUUACUCGUCUUUAGAGACUCAGACGUGGUGCUUGACAAAGGACCUCCCUUGCCCCGACAUACCAAAUCAUACGUCUUUAUUUAUAAAUUGUGGAGGUGAUAGUCUGACUUAUAAUGGCAAUGAGUAUGAAUCGGACAAAAGACGUGAGGGUAUAUCAAGCUUCAUUUCUGUGAAUCUAAAUUGGGCUUAUAGCAGUACAGGAGUUUACAUGGGUGAUGAAGAUAAUAAAAGUCCAAACUUUUUAGCCACCAACAAUUUUUCACUUAAGACUGAUGCAGAAAUAUAUAAUACAGCUCGUAUUGCCCCUUUAUCACUCAAGUACUAUGGCCUUUGCUUACAAAAGGGCAGGUAUAAAGUGCAGCUCCACUUUGCAGAAAUUGUGAUUUCUGACGACCCUUUAAGCCGCCCGGGAAAACGCAUAUUUGAUGUUGAAAUUCAGGGGAAAGUAGUUUUGAAAGAUUACAGUAUUGUGGAGAGAAGUGGAGGAGUUGGAAAAGGUGUGACCGAGACAUUUGAUGUUACUGUUAGUGGUAGCACUCUGGAGAUCCACUUAUAUUGGGCAGGGAGAGGGAUGGCAACAUUUCCUCGUUCGGGUUUUUAUGGACCUCUUAUAUCUGCCAUUACCAUCACAAAAAGUAACUUCGUAGUCGAAGGCCAAGGGCUAUCUGUUGGAGCAAUUAUUGGCAUUGUUGUUGCAUCAUGUGUAGCACUUGUCAUAUUGCUUUUGUUGGUCCUCUGGAUGACGGGUUGAUUGGGUGGAAAAGACAUGAAGGUCGUGAUGAGGAUUUAUCGUAGAGGAAACUUAAAAUCAUAA
Messenger RNA from Ziziphus jujuba (common jujube), 1863 nucleotides. RefSeq names its product probable LRR receptor-like serine/threonine-protein kinase At1g53440. The transcript has 17 exons. Gene Ontology annotation, molecular function: protein binding. Lineage: Eukaryota; Viridiplantae; Streptophyta; Magnoliopsida; Rosales; Rhamnaceae. The record is from RefSeq and is a predicted model, not a curated record.